GCUGUCUUCUUCGUUACCUACAUUGUUUUGGUUUGCUGUCCCAGUGUCCGAAGGCGCUUCCCCGGCAAUUUCAUUGCUCUUUCCGUAUUUACCCUUGCUUUCUCCUAUAUGACUGGCACAAUCUCAAGUUUUUAUGAUACCUACUCGGUGCUGAUAGCAGUUGGCGUGACGGCCGGGAUGUGUUUAAUCAUCUCACUGUUUGCCAUCCAGACCAAGAUCGAUUUUACCAAGUGCUCGGCUCUUAUCCUUGUUCUCUCUAUCGUCCUGCUACUCACUGGUAUUGCCUGUGCAAUUGUUUACGCUGUAUCCGGACCGAAUAAGGUUCUUCACGCUGUCUACGGAGGAAUUGGUGCUCUAGUAUUUAGUUUGUAUCUUGUGUUUGAUACGCAGAUGAUCGUUGGGGGACGCAAGCAUGAAAUGAGUCCUGAAGAGUAUAUCUAUGGUGCACUUCAGCUUUACAUGGAUGUCGUUAAUCUCUUCCUUAUGCUUCUCUCUCUUAUCGGCAGUCGAGACUAA
Molecule: messenger RNA, 516 nt
Organism: Protopolystoma xenopodis
Lineage: Eukaryota; Metazoa; Platyhelminthes; Monogenea; Polystomatidea; Polystomatidae
Source: the annotation of a GenBank genome assembly